AUGAGCAGACAAAAAAAAAAAAAGGACCCAACCACAAAGGGGAAAGUCAAAACAUUCAACAAUUCCACCAGCCACUUCACACCUCCCAGAGCUGGACAAAAAGCACCAGGAAAAAAAUCCUUGAAGAUCAAAGUGGAUCCCUUGAGAAUUCCCAUAGCCAAAGAGCCUCCUGAUCUGUCUCCCCUGCAUCCCUCAGCACGUGAUCAGGUCAUCACUGGGGCAAGGAAACAUAAUCCUCAGCUCCCCAAGUUGCAUGCCUCCCACAUUGGAUACGACCCUAACCUCCUCAACACUCCCAAGGCCCCGAUCCCCCAUGCUGUAGAGCCCACGCAUCUAGUCCUCAUAGAUGUUCAGAACAUCACUGUGCUUCUCGAUAUCCCACCUAGAAGCCAAGAAAAUCAGAAAAGCUUCCCUAAUGGCUCUAACUUCCGCAAGGCAAAUGGUAACCAGUCACCAAACCGCCCCGUGUCAGACCUUGAGCAAGGCAACGCUGUUGAGGCACCCAAUGUUGGAUUAAGCAGAGCAUUUUCACUGGCAAAACCAGAUGCUGGGAAGCUAAUUGUUGGCACAAUUGCGCUAUUGACAGCAUCGACAUCAAGUCUCUUAAUUCCUAAAUAUGGUGGAAUGAUUAUAGACAUCGUGUCGAGAGAUAUAAAAACACAGGAGCAGCAAUCAGAAGCUUUGGAUGCCAUCAAGAACACCAUAACAUAUAUUCUGCUGAUAAUUGUAGCAGGGUCUCUAUGCAGAGCAGUUCAAGCAUGGUUGUUUUCUUCUGCCGGUGAAAGGAUUGUAGCUCGUCUAAGGAAAAACUUGUUCAGUCACCUUAUCCAUCUGGAAAUAGCUUUCUUUGAUGUUACUUCAAUAGGCGAACUCCUCAACAGGCUAUCUGAGGACACCCAGAUCAUUAAAAAUGCAGCUACAACCAAUCUUUCAGAGGCACUUCGAAAUCUAACAACUUUCAUUAUUGGCAUUGGCUUCAUGUUUUCAUCAUCAUGGAAAUUAACGUUGCUAGCAUCGGCGGUAGUGCCUGUUAUUUCAGUUGCUAUUCGAAAAUUUGGGCGCUACCUCAAACAGCUUUCGCACACAACACAAGCAGCAGCUGCAUUAUCUGCCUCGGGUGCUGAGGAAUCUUUUGGAGCCAUUCGAACAAUCAGAUCGUUUGCUCAAGAAGGUUAUGCAAUAUCCAAAUACUCUGAAAAGGUUGAUGACACGCUGAAGCUUGGACUCAUACGAGCUAAAGUAGUUGGUCUAUACUUCGGAGGGCUGAACGUUGCAUCCAAAUUGUCUGUUAUCAUGGUGGUGAUCUAUGGAGCCUACUUGACAAUCAUGGGAUUUAUGACUGCAGGCUCUCUUACAUCCUUCAUCCUUUAUAGUCUCACAGUUGGGUCCUCAGUAUCCUCUUUAUCAGGAUCAUACGUAUCUGCUAUGAAAGCUGCAGGGUCAAGUAGGAGAAUUUUCCAGCUCUUAGAUCGUGUCUCAAGCAUGCCAAAAUCUGGAGAUAAGUGCCCAGUGGGAAAUCCUGAUGGAGAUGUAGAAUUGAAUGAUGUCUGGUUUGCUUAUCCUUCUCGCCCAAGUCAUAUGAUACUUAAGGGACUAACAUUGAAACUGAAACCUGGUUCAAAAGUUGCCCUUGUUGGACCAAGUGGCGGUGGAAAAACCACCAUAGCAAACUUAAUUGAGAGGUUCUACGAUCCUCUGAAGGGAAAGAUUUUGUUAAAUGGAGUUCCUGUAGUGGAAAUAUCACAUGACUAUCUUCACAGAAAGGUUAGUAUGGUUAGCCAGGAACCUAUUCUUUUCAAUUGUUCGGUAGAGGAGAACAUUGCCUAUAGGUUCAAUGGCAAAGCUAGCAGUGCUGAAGUAGAAUCAGUUGCUAUGGUGCAGAAAAUGGCUAAUGCCCAUGAAUUCAUAGAAAAAUUUCCUGAAAAGUAUCAAACGGUAGUUGGGGAACGUGGUUUGAGGCUAUCAGGAGGUCAGAAACAAAGAGUAGCAAUCGCAAGAGCACUAUUAAUGAAUCCAAAAGUGUUGCUUUUGGAUGAAGCAACGAGUGCUCUGGAUGCUGAGAGUGAAUACCUUGUUCAGGAUGCUAUGGAUUCAUUGAUGAGGGGCAGGACUGUUCUUGUCAUAGCACACAGGCUUUCAACUGUCAAAAGCGCAGACAGCAUAGCUGUCCUUGCUGAUGGUCAGAUAGCUGAGCGUGGCACUCAUGAAGAGCUUCUCAGACAGGAUGGUAUCUACACUGCACUUGUCAGGAGGCAACUACAAGGACCAAACACCAAUAUCUAGUUUAAAGUAAAACUAUGUCCGAAUACUAAUACUAAAAUAUUUUUGUAUCUGGGAUAUUCAUCCCAGAAUCUUUAAUGAAACUAGUGGAAGAGACUACUCCUAGGCUACUUCUCAGAU
Molecule: messenger RNA, 2400 nt
Organism: Theobroma cacao (cacao)
Lineage: Eukaryota; Viridiplantae; Streptophyta; Magnoliopsida; Malvales; Malvaceae
Source: RefSeq, a predicted model, not a curated record